GACUGUGUGUGCACGCCUCAUAAUCAGAAGGCCAUAAAUCACGUGUGGGAGCGGAAAGGCAAAAAAGCGUUUAUUGGUUGGGGCAGCUAAAAAUUUAAAAAAAAAUAUGAACAGGCGAAAUUGGACAGCACAAAAAAAUUCGGGACACAAAUCAAUGCUCAAUAUUUUCUUUUCCAUAUCCUUAUCUUUUCUUUUUGCACCCGAUAAAUUCCUACAAAAUGCGCAUUCUAUCGCACACCAUCCGUAAUACCAAGCCAUUCUUGCAGCGGUGUCUUUCAACGCAGGUGCAUAAGGGUAUUGUGCUAGGGCUUCACUCAGACAACAAGCUCAGCAGUGGCUCCAAAGCUGCGAUCUCAGUCGCCGAGCAGCAGCACAUUCUGGAGCAAGCCCAGGCUCUCGGGCACACAGGCGAACCCGGAACAGUUCAACUGAUGCUCAACCCCGCACGCACCCAACAGAUUGCGCUUGUUGGCCUUGGCUCGAACAAGGACGAGUCGCUCAGUGAGGUUACCCGCGCGGCAGUUGCUGAGGGGAUCAAAAAGCUGUAUGCAAACAAGGUCAAGGAGGUAUCUAUUGGGCCAAUGCCCUGCUCUCGGGCAGCAGCCGAGGGCGCAACCCUGGGCUUGUACACGUUUGACAAGUUCAAAACCCAUGAAAAACAGGAGGCUACCGAGGUGACGUUUAUCGAGGAUAAUGAUGUUGCCGCUGGAAAAGUGUGUGCCGAGGCGCAGAACUGGGCGCGCGAUCUGAUGAAUACACCAGCCAACCAUAUGACGCCGCAGAUAUUUGCGCGUUGCGUCGAGGAACAGCUCGGCGGGCUGGAAAAUGUGACGGUCAAUGUUUACGAUAAGCAGUGGGUUGAGGAUCAGCGCAUGGGCGGGCUAUUGGCUGUGUCGAAGGGAUCCGAAGAGCCGCUGCGUUUUGUUGAAAUAAUUUACCGCGGCCAUGCGUCGGCUGACCAGGUGCCGCUGGCGAUGGUCGGGAAGGCCGGCAAGCACAUGGAUUUGAUGAAGGGCGAUAUGGGCGGCGGUGCUACAGUUGCUGCUGCCAUGCGCGCAGUUGCUCAGCUCCAACUCCCCAUCAAUGUCGUUGCCACUAUUCCGCUGUGCGAAAACAUGAUCAGCGGCGGUGCAACCAAGGUGUCAGACAUCUACACGUCGCGCGCGGGCCGCGUGGUUUUGGCCGAUGCCCUGCAUUAUACUGUGGAAAAGCACCAGCCUAGCACCAUCAUCGAUGUUGCCACGCUGACUGGCGCUAUGGUCAUGGCUCUCGGCGAGCUCUACACAGGUGUUUUCACUCCCAGCCCAGCCCUGUGGUCGCGCAUCGAGGGCGCGUCCAAGGGUUCGGACGAGCCUGUCUGGCGCAUGCCCCUGCAUGACGCCUGGGAUGCCAUGCUCAAGUCGCCGGUGGCCGAUCUGUCCAACAUUGGAAACAAGUCGGAGGCCGGCGCAUGCACUGCCGCCGCCUUUUUGCGCCACUUUGUUCGAGACUCGAGGGCCGUGAAGAAGCAGGGCACGCUUGCCCGUGACCAGAACAAUGAUGAGUCGCUACCCCGCUGGGCUCACCUUGACAUCGCCGGUCCUAUGGAGGCGACCACGUCAACUGGCUACCACCACCGCGGCAUGUCUGGCCGUCCGACCCGCCUGCUGAUCGAGCUUGCCAGCCAGCUGGCCAAGAACCCGAUUUCAUAAAAAAAAUUAUAGAAUAUAAAUUGCAGGAUUGUAGGUAGAACUCGCGCAUUGGUCUGAUAUCCUGAUAGACCUUUCGCUAUCUGCUAUCCGUUUUUUUGCAUUGUCGAUUAAAUAUUAUAUUUUCACAAA
Molecule: messenger RNA, 1820 nt
Organism: Kickxella alabastrina
Lineage: Eukaryota; Fungi; Kickxellomycota; Kickxellomycetes; Kickxellales; Kickxellaceae
Exons: 3
Coding region: 219-1691 (490 amino acids)
Biological process (GO): proteolysis
Cellular component (GO): cytoplasm
Molecular function (GO): manganese ion binding; metalloaminopeptidase activity
Source: RefSeq, a predicted model, not a curated record